Messenger RNA from Canariomyces notabilis, 2901 nucleotides. RefSeq names its product cytochrome P450. Gene Ontology annotation, cellular component: membrane. Gene Ontology annotation, molecular function: iron ion binding; heme binding; oxidoreductase activity, acting on paired donors, with incorporation or reduction of molecular oxygen. Lineage: Eukaryota; Fungi; Ascomycota; Sordariomycetes; Sordariales; Chaetomiaceae. Bases 1 to 2901 code for a protein of 966 amino acids. The record is from RefSeq and is a predicted model, not a curated record. The transcript is spliced from 7 exons.
AUGGCGUCGCCGGUCCUCGUUGCCGUCUGCGCCGCCAUCGGCGUGGCCAUUUACACAUAUUUCUCGAAUCUGCGGAGGAAUAUCCUCAAAGCGCGCAAAACGGGCCUCGUCUAUUUCGUUCUCCUAUGGCAGCUCACUUUCAAGAUAUGGGUGCCCCUGAUCAAGCGGCUCCCCAAGGCAAUAUGGGAGGACCGGCUCUUUGUCAUGAUCCCAGAUUGGGCCUAUCACACCGGCCAGGAAUACUUUGAGCGCCUGGGCACCGAGACCUUCUUGGUCGUUUCUCCCGGCGAAAUGCUCCUGUACACGCAGCACCCCGAGGUCAUCCACCAGAUGACGCAGCGCCGCGAGGCCUUCCCCAAGGACAUUGCCCGCUACGGCAUUCUCAGCAUGUUUGGCCAGAAUGUGCUCACCACUGAGGGCGCCAUCUGGCGCGUGCACCGCAAGGUUACGAGCGCCAGCUUCAACGAGAAGAAUGCCGCCCACACCUUUGCCGAGGCCAUCGCCCAGACCAGGGGUCUGCUCGCCAUGUACUUCAACUGGGAGCCCGAGGGCAAGCAGGCGACCACGACCAAGACCAUCACCACGCUCGAGCACGACACCAUGACCUGGGCGCUCAACAUCAUCGGCUAUGUGGGCUUCGGCCUGCGCCUGAUCUGGCCCGGCCAGGAGCUGCCCAAGGACAUCGACCCCAAGAUGGCCAAGUACGGCAGCCUACAGCCGCCCGAGGGACACACCAUGACCUUUGCCGACUCCCUGGCCGGCACCCUGGAGAGGAUCGUGGCCAUCCUCCUUUGGCCCCACUGGUUACUCCGCAUCCUCCCGUUCAAGUUUGCCCGACAGGCAUACGAAGCAAAGGUCAAUUAUCUCCAGUACAUGGACGAGUUCCUGCGCGACAAGGUGGAAGAAGCGCAGCGCGGCGGCAGCGGGAGGGAAGGGAUGGACAUCAUGGGCCAGCUGGUGCAGUCCAAGUACGGGCAAAAAGCCAGCAGCAGCGGCGGCGGGAGCGGGCUGCAGGACAGCGACAUCAUCGGCAACGCCUUCAUCAUGAUCGUGGCCGGGCACGAGACGACGGCCAACACGCUGCACUUUUGCCUGGUGGAGCUAGCCAGCAGACCCUCCGCACAACGGCGGCUGCAGCGCGACGUCGACGCCCUGUUUGGCGGCGCCGACCCUUGCUCGUGGGACUACGAGAAAUCCAUCAACGCCAUGCUUGCAUCCCACAUCGGCGCGUGCGUCAACGAGACGCUGCGCAUGAUGCCCCCCGUGACGGGCGUCCCCAAAGUCGUCUCGCUCGACGCCGACCAGUCCAUCACCAUCGACGGCGCCACCCACGUGCUCCCCGCGGGCCUGUCGUGCAGCCUGCUGGCCGUCAGCGCCCAGCGCAACCCGCGCUGGUGGCCGAAACCGCCGGGGGGGAAGGGGGGUGUUCACGACCUGGACGACUUCGUCCCCGAGAGGUGGUACCGCUCCAACAACACGGGGGGUGGUGGUGCGGACAAGGAGAACGACAAUCAUCAGGACGGCGAGGAUUACGGCGGGUUCCAGGGCAGCGACGUCAGCGCGUCACUGUACCGGCCCGUCCGGGGCAGCUACAUUCCCUUCAGCGACGGGCCGCGGUCGUGUCUGGGGAGGCGGAUCGCCAUGGUGGAGAUGGCGGCGGUGCUGGCGGUUGUUUUCCAGCGGUAUAGCAUCGAGCUUGCUGUGGACGAGUGGGCGAGCGACGACGAGGUCGAAAGGAUGGGCCCCGCCGAACGGAGGGCCCUGUACGCCAAGGCGCAGGCCAAGAGCAGAGAGACAAUCAGGCAGGCAAACUCGCUGCUGACGCUCAAGCUGCACGGCGGCAAGUUUGUGCCCGUCAGUUACGAAGGACUGCGCAAGACCGACCUUGAGCUCGCCAUCGACGAGUUCCUGUCCGGGAACGCGCCGCUGUACCAGUCAAACCCCAAGCUCAAUGACUACUUCAAGAGCCGCGCCCGCGCCGGCGGCUCACCUAUCAAGAAGGAGAUUGUACCCCACGUGGAGAUGAAGAUCUCCAAGCGCAGGCCUGCAAACCCAACCACUAACCGCGCAAUCUACAGAGUGGAAGAAGAAGAGGAGGAGGAAGAGGAAGAGGAACCGGAAGCAGAAGAAGAACCCGAAGCCGACGAAGAAGAAGAAGACGAACCCGCAACAACCACCGCAACCAACGCGCUCGUCCGCACGCCAGGCCGCGCGCUCUCCCUCGCCGCAUCGCGGAUCCAACUCCCCGCCUCACCAGCCGACGUCGCUCAGGCCGCAGACCGCGCAACACUUGCCGUACGCGCGCGCGCCGCGUCCUUGUACCGCGAGUCCGGCCUGGUGGAGGCGACGCACGCGACCCGUGAGUGGCUUUCCACCGUGCACGCCGUGCUCGCGUCCGUGGCCCUGUUUGAGCUGUUCCGCCUGCGCCAGGAGCUGCUCCCGGACCGCUACGCCUUCACCAUCCCCGCCAUUGCGCCCCUCGGCACGCCUGAUUAUCCCGUCCACCUCCCGGACAUGUUCGCGCUGGUCACGGCCAAUUUCUGGGCGCCUGCCCUGACCUGGGCGUUGACUAGUUUGAUUGUGCCCGGUGUGGUCGGGUGGUUCUUUAACCUCAGCGCUGCGGCGGCUGCUGCUAAUGGCAAUGGGACAGGCCCCAAUGGUGCUGCUGGUUCUGCUGGCCAUCAUCAUCAGGAGUAUGCCGUCGACCCGCUCAUGUUCAGCAUUGUCAAGGCCCUCAUGACGUACGUCGUGUACGCGCAGGGCGUGACGUUUGGCGGGCUGAUCAGCCCCGAGUCGGUGAGCCGCAUCAACGGUGCUCUGUAUAGCGGCUGGCAGGGCGUGCUGGUGGGCACGGCUGUGUCUGGGUUGACGGCUGUGUACGAUGCCGUGUUGAGGAAAUGA